This is a messenger RNA of Durusdinium trenchii, 6171 nucleotides long. The record is from the annotation of a GenBank genome assembly. NCBI's taxonomy places the organism in Eukaryota, Dinophyceae, Suessiales, Symbiodiniaceae.
AUGGCCGUGGAAGGCCUCUUCCACCAGCUCUUCUUCCUCGAUGCGACGACGCCUGCGACCGGUACCAUUGCCCGGGAGAAAGCCGCCGCGACCGACCAUGACCACGCCACGGGUCGUGCGAGCGGCUUCUUUGCGGAGCCGAGCCAGCGGAACGUGCAGUGGCACCAGGAUGAAGAGGUGUUGCCGUCUGGCUUCCUGGACCAUCAAAGCCAUGCGUCCUGGGAGCCUCCGCUGCAUCCGCAGCUGAAACCGUGGCUGCCCGGUGGCGACGCGGCGGAGCUGUCAGAGGAUCUGCCCGACCUCGGUGAGCACCGUGCGGUCUACUUGGAUGAGGAAGCAAGGUUGCCGGCGAUGCCGUCCACGGUGGCCUGGCUUUGGCCCUCCGUCGAGGCCCUUGAAUCUCGGGCUGCCUGGGACGGCUUCCGCGCCCAGCCGAGCCCCGGAAGCGACGCCCACGUGGCGCGCAGCGCGUUUUGGGCCCUGCAGGGGGUUGGAUCGCAGCUCUUUCAGGUGGACCAGCUCACCGAUCACGUGCGCUUUGCCCCAGCUGAACCGGGGGGUGUACCCCGAGCCGGGGUGCUGGAGCACACACUGAUGCGUCACUGGGCGGCUUGCUGCACCGGAUGCUUGCGCUUGAGGCGCAUUGGUGAGGACUUGCGCUCCAGCUCCAGCCGAUGCUCGCAGGCCUUGGGUGAAGUUUUGAAGGAGCUCCUCAUGGCCGUCGACCAAGACAUCUACCAGCGGGUGCGGCCUGAUGCGAGGAGGAGCAGCUUCCUGAAGCUUCACGUGGCCGCCGAUCGAUGGUUCCGGCGCUUGCAACCGGUCUUGGCGUUGUGCGGCGUGAACGAUGCGGUGCCCGACUCGCCCCUGCCCGAAGGCGUGGAACUCUUGGAACACAUUUUCACCUCGUGCCGUGUGCAUGAGAUUUCGACCACCACCUUCCAAGCCACAUCUCAUGAGCUGCCAUCGCUGUUCUCACCGCACGAGACCAUCUUGCUUUGGACCUUCCAGCGCACCAUGCAACCCUUCCUGGACGGCUUGUCGGCCUGGUCGCAGUUCGGGACUCCAUUGCCCAGGGAGUUCCAGUCUCCCUCCGGCGGGAUGAAGUUGCCUCGGUUCCUGGCGUCGCUGGACGUUGAACUCCAGGGCCUGGCUCCCAAGCUUGCCAUCCUCAGCUCCGCCGCCACGGCAGCGGGCGCCGUCGCCGUCCGCGCCGCCGUCCGCGGUCCACCGGUGCCGGAGCUGCGCGCGGGUGCAUUCUUGGCCGCGGAGGGGCGCGAAGUGCGGGCCUUCCUGGGCGGAGCACAGGAAGAAGCGGAGGCUCCCGGCGACCCCAGCUGCUUGGCGGUCUUGGUGUCCCUCACCGAGCCACCGGUGUGGCCACCGCCCGCGCCCGAGCCGCCCGAGCUGGUGUGGCCACCGGAGGAGACUGCGGAGGUGAAGGUGCCGGACACCGCCAAAAAGCCGGCCGUUCCGCCGCCGGUGCAGACGGAGGAAGAACCCCGCGCGGCGACUCCGCGGUGGGCGACUCCGCGGACACCACGGACAGCACGGCCUUUCACUCCCCGUGUGACACCUGAAGAGGCUGCCAGGCGCAAGCAGCAGGAGGAGCUGAAGCUGGCGCUGGACGCGCAGGUCGCCGAGAAGCGACAGAUUGAUGAAGAGAAGAAGCAGCUUGAAGCAGAAGAGGAAGCCAAAGAACGCUUUCUGUUGGAUGUGGGCGAUGAAUUCUUGGAGGAGGCGCGACAGAGGAUUCUGGAUGAGCAUGAGAUGCAGCAGAGGCAGACGGAGCAGGAGUCCCGGUUGAUCCGCUGGAACUUGGAGCGCUUCAAGCGGUCGCAGCAGCUGGUGGAGCUGUGGACACGUGAAGCUGAGUUUUAUGCUGAAGAGCUGAAGAGCCUGGCGCCACAAAUGGAGCCGCAGGCGGCUUCAUGGGGACCUGUGGUCAAUCCCUGGGCACGAAGAAGCGAGGACAUCCAUCCAGAAUCGAGGCCUGGCCUCACUGUUUCAGCCAUUGCUGAAACGGCCGAAACGGCAGAGGAGUUUGCUGUGGACCAGAUCUCAAGGGGAAGAGGAUCGGACGUUCCAUCGGAGAGAGAUCCGGAGCACCGAGAAGAAGCUGAUCAGCCAAGACCAGAAGAGCCACCUCUGGAAGAGCCAGAAGAACCCGAGGAUCAGAUGGAAGAUCCACCUCAGGCAGCUCAGGAUCAGAAUGAUCACACCAUCCUGAACGCAGUGCUUCCAAACCUAGAUCCAGAUGGGUCAGAUGCAGGUGAUUCAGCAGGCUCUGGAGCUUCUCCAGUUGAAGAUGACGCUCUUGAAGCAGGUGAUCCUUCACCCGCGACUGCUGGCCGCCCUUCCCACCCAGCUGGCCAGCCCUCAGUGCAAGAGCUCCUGGCGCCGACCGAUCCUCCGGUCGCCCCGACCGACCCUCCGGUCGCCCCGGGUCCCGCCGGACCGGCCGCCGCUGCCGGUGCGGCCGCGGCGGCUGAAGAGGCACAGUGGCGGCAGGUGUUGCGGCAGGUGCGGCGGCACCUCUACGCUGCGUGCUGUGCGCGGCUGGCGCGGCAGGCGGCCCUGGCGCCGGUGGCGGAGGUGGAUCUGGGCGACUUCUUCAAAGGGCUGACUGAGGCGAAGCGCCAGGAGGAGACCGGAGACGCAGCGAGACCGGAGACCGGGCGACGUUCGGCGUAUUCCUGGCGGAUUGCGACGGAUGUGCUCGAGGCCCAGCAACUGGGCUCCAGACCCUUGGAGGUGGCUCUGGAGAGCUGCCUGCUCCGUCCGUUGAGGAAGCAGUCCCAAUGGGUGGACGCGAAGGUGGUCGAACAGGUGUUUCAGCUGAAGUUGGUGAAACGCAUCGACCUGCUCCGGCGCGUGUUGCUGAUGAGCGAGAGCCGCCUGCUGUCGCCCUUCCUGGUGGAGGCGUUGUCUUUGGCGCGCAUGGCCGGUUCUGGCCCUGUGCCCGGGGCGAACGGAGACCAGGCCGAGCUCCAGCGCACCGAAGCGGCUCUAAACGGCCUCUUCCAAUCGUUGGUCCCUCUGUCGGGGGAGGAGGAAGCCUUCCUCAGCGGUCUGUCGUUGCAUUUGGCGACAUCACCAUCUCCCCUAGGACAUGGGCCCGUACGCUUUCUGGACGGCAUCAGUUUUAGCCUGAAGCUGGACUUUCCCAUGAGCCUCUUCUUCGAGGAGCCCAUCAUGUUGCAAUAUUCCAGGCUGUUUCGCCUCGUUGCUUUGGUGAAUCACGUGCUCGAAGGUCUCAAGUCCAGUUGGUUCUUCUUGUCGUUGCGGCCAUCAACCACUGCUACCCUAGGUCUGGAGAUGCGCCUCGUGGCGGCCGUCCGGCAGCGGCUUCACCACUUCGCCGGCACGCUGCACCGGUAUUUGUUGCUGGACGUGAUCGCUUCGGAGUUCCGGCGCAUGGAGGCGAAGAUGCAGCUCGCGACUGGGCUGGAGCAGAUCUUCUCUGCGCAGAGGAGUUGCCUCAUGCAGUGCCUGGUGAAGUCCUUCCUGGACGGGGCGCAGGAAUCCCAGGAGGCCUUGGCGGCGGUGGUCGGGAUCUUGAGCCAGGCCCUCCAACUGCAAAGCCUUCUCGACGAGGUGGGCUCGGUGAAGCGCUUCCCGGCCUGGGUGAUGCGUCGGCUGCAGGGAAUCCAUGUGGGCUUUCAAGAGCUCAGGACGACGCUCCGCGCGUGUCGACCAGGCUUCGCCCCGGAAGAGGCAGAGGACUUUUUCGAGGCAUGGCUGCUUCAAUGGUCGCGCCACUGCGACCAGACCAGCGCCGGAGUGGAAAAGACGUUGUACUCGCGGCGGAUGUGCGUGGCCGUGCCAGUGGGUCGGGAGGAUGGGGAGAUCGGACGUUCCGGAACCACGGCUCCCGCGACUGGCCUGCCAGCUGCGGACAAAGUCUUGCCGCUGCCAUCAGAGGUGCCCCCACAACCCAAGGCGAUUCCGCCCAAGCCCCAGGGCCUGCUGGGCAAAGCCAAGGCCUUUGGCAAGGACAUGGUGAUGAAUGCCGUGUCGGAGUUCUUUGGCAGUGCGGGCGGGAAGGGUGACCCGGACGUCGGCAGGCAAUGUGCGGAGCUCUAUGGGCUCUUCCAGAGAAAGAACAUCAUGGAAGCGCCAACGGAUGCUGUACUCCGCAUUAACCGAGGAGCUCCGAAGGGGCUCGCAGAUUUGGAGGAUGACAAGGCGCCUGGUGGGCUCUUCCUUCAACACACAGCCUCACAUCAGUGGUACCAUUGCUUCAUCUUAGGCAAAAAGGAGGAUGCACAAUUGCAGUGUGUGGCCAUGGACCCCGACGAGCUCUUCCGUGCCAAAGGCAUCUGUGGCGCGCAGGCGUGUGACUUUGACCGAAGCACCUUCAAGACGGAAUGCCUGACCAGGGUCAUUGGCUUGGUCGGUCGACCUCAAUGCGUUUACGUGGGGCACCACAUGGAGCUGCACCCAAAGGACAUCAUGGGGAAGCCCGUGCCUUACUCCGUGUACAUCCUCAGCUGCCCUCCCUUGCCGCCCCCUCCAGUGAAAUGCGCCAGUCGCAGCAUGCGGGGUGCGGCGUUUCUGGAGGCGAAAGAGACGCGGCCGAUGACGACCUUGGUGCCGGUGCGGGACUCCUUUCGAGUCUCUGCUCUGGGCUUGGGCCUCGAGAUGAAGCCACAGCUGGGUGCUCAGGCGGACUCCACCAAGCGCACGGGCCCGGCACACUCCUUCGGCACCGCCAAAGGCGGCGUGAAGGUGUUCAUCUCGAAGAAGCUGGCCAAGUCCAAGGCGUCCAUUUUCUUUGAGACGUUUUUUGGGAAGUUCAGUGGGUGUUGCCGGGUGUUGCCUGGUGGCGUGGAGGGUCGAGGUGAUUUCGAGAUCGGCGUGGGCACGCCUGGCCCGGUCUACCACGUGCCCUCGACGGCUCCUGGGGCCGAAAUCACCGCGAUUGGGCGCCGUCCAGAGAGAUGCCGUUGCGAUCCGUUGCGCAUCAACGCGUCGUUCACACUUCGAGACUUCGUUCGAAGCUUGAAGCUUGAGAAAAACGCCCAUCGGCGCUGCCACCGAUUGGCGAAAGAUUGGCACAAUCGCCAGGUGGGCGCUGCGCCCAGCUUCUCGUUCGGCAGCGAUGAAGCAAGGAAGCAUCCAUCUGCCAAGUAUCCCGACUCCAGCGUGGACCUCACCAGCUCGGCUUCUCAGUCGCCACAGCGGCGCAGAAGCGAAGCCCAGGGCGCGACGGUGGACACGCAAAAGGUGAAGUUCCACAGUACUCCACAAGUCCACCUGGGUUCUGAGGAUCGCUCGAGCCUGAAGAAUGCAGAGAUCCUGCGGACGAACGCGGAGCUUGCCAUGGGCAUGGAAUCACCCUCAGCCCUGGAGUACUUUCCCAAGGAGAUCCACAAGACGGUGCUCGGAGACCCCAGCCGCGGAUGCGGAUCGCGACACGCGGCGAGUCCUUUGCGGUCUGCGAAGACGGAUGAGGAGCUGCGAGCUCUACCGGAUCGCACCGGGCCGGCGUACUCCUUUGCCUCCAAGAUGAGGAAGCCGAAAGAGGAGACCAGGGUGCAGACGUUGCAGCUUGGAAGUCCCAGGACCUUGGGCCCAGGAGCGGUCGGUUGGACGAGCGACCCUGGCUCCGGAGGCUCCCAUGCUCCGGCCACCUCGCUGGGCAACCAGCCCACCAGUCCACGCCGCACCGCGCCGGCCCGGGGGACCGGAGAGGGGCCUGUCGGAGGCUUUGAGGAGGUGGGCACGGUGGGCACGGUGGGCACCUCCACCGGCCUGGUCGAUGAGCGGGAAGAGCCCCCGCCGACGGAAUUGCUGGCCAUUGAAGACAAAGUCUUCAGCUCCAUCGGAAAACAGGCCAUCCUGGUCCAUCGUGAGGGACUGAUUAAGCUGUGGUGGGCCGAUGGGCUUUUCACAGCUGGAGGUCUUGAGCACCAUUCGUUCCCCUCCGGGCGUUGGGGUGGCCAAGAGCACGCGGGACCAGAGCAACAGGAGAGCGGUUGGGAGCUCGAGACGGCGCUCUAUGUGUCCGACAUGGACCGCCCGGCGAUGGGGCCGAAGCCCACCUUCCACAUGGACCUCCCGGCCCGGGGCCGCGAAGGGCGGGGCUGGAGUCUGGUGGAGUCGGGGCUGGAGUCUGGCACAGUGCUGGGCGGACUUGAGUCGAAACGGUGUUCCCCCUAUCCAUGA